UCGUGAUUCCUGUCCCGCUCAGCACAGCCACGGAAGCUUUCAUAGAACGAAGUUGUGCUCCUGGCUCAUCAUGAGCUUCAUGCGCCAGCUGGGGGCUUUGCUCCAAAAGGACAUAGUUAUUCGGAAAUUCAAGCGACAUUAUAUCUUGGCGGUUCUUGAAUUAUUGUUCCCUCUUCUGAUUUGGGGUGGACUUCUAUUUGCGUUGAAGCGACUACCGGUCAAGAGCUUUGCCGGUGAAGAAGUUCGUGGAGAGGCCAGGAGCUAUCUUCCGCUUGGACCUUUCGGAGUCGGAGACAUCACGCGGCAGCAUGGACCGGCUCCAGCCUGGAGUCGUCUCAAGAUUUAUUUCACACCGGAUUCCGAUUAUGCCAAAAAUAUAACGGAAGGAAUCUUCAGAUCAGGGUUCAAGACGCUGGGUUUCUCCUCGGAGAGAGCAAUGAUAACUGCGAUCGACGCCGAAAAGUACUUCUAUGGAUUCGGACUCGAGUUCCCCUCCAAUCCGACUCGGGAAAAUCUGUCUUACACGAUGCGGUGGCCGAGGUCGAGGCCAAUGAUGACGGAAAUUAUUUUCCCUAAUUCUAAGCAACCGCGAAUCGCUCGUGAGAGUUCACCCGACUCACAUGGACAGGAUCCGAUCAAUCCUGCUUUCGACUAUACGGAAACUCAUUAUUUAUGGCCACUGAUGAAUGGGAUCUUCGUCGAGCAUUUGAAUUAUUUCAAGUUGGGCGAGGUGGACUUACCGUAUAUGCAAGCGCUGCCGACGCAGAAGUUCAGCUACAGACUCGGGUCGAUACUCGGCUCCAUAGCGUACGCUGCCGACGGUCUGGUUCUCGCUACUUUCAUCAUAUUCUUGUCCUCAUAUUCCAAGAAUGUCAUGGCGGACAAAGAGUCGCGGCUCCGCGAACUCUUGCGUAUGAUGGGACUUUCGGAUUCAGUCUACUGGGUCAACGCGUUCCUCGUGGGACUCCUGAAUGCCCUUCCUCUGUGUAUCCUUGUGACCGUCGCCUUGCGAGUUGGCCUCGGUCACGUUUCACUACUACCGAAUACGGACCCGCUGCUGCUCUUCGUCGUGGUACUCUGCUACGCAAUCGGCAUCAUUUUGCUGGCAUUACUGAUUUCUGUCCUGGUCAAGUCAGAGAUGGUAUUCGCGACUGGUCAUCCGGCCGGCACCUAG
Molecule: messenger RNA, 1174 nt
Organism: Galendromus occidentalis (western predatory mite)
Lineage: Eukaryota; Metazoa; Arthropoda; Arachnida; Mesostigmata; Phytoseiidae
Product: ATP-binding cassette sub-family A member 3
Exons: 6
Coding region: 71-1174 (367 amino acids)
Biological process (GO): lipid transport; transmembrane transport
Cellular component (GO): membrane; intracellular membrane-bounded organelle
Molecular function (GO): lipid carrier activity; ABC-type transporter activity
Source: RefSeq, a predicted model, not a curated record